This is a messenger RNA of Gigantopelta aegis, 1325 nucleotides long. RefSeq names its product fucolectin-7-like. The coding region runs from base 29 to 793 and encodes 254 amino acids. The record is from RefSeq and is a predicted model, not a curated record. The transcript has 4 exons. Lineage: Eukaryota; Metazoa; Mollusca; Gastropoda; Neomphalida; Peltospiridae.
ACGGUGGGGAAAAAGAUUGUGUGUGACUAUGCUGAAAUAUGUUGGUGUUUGGAUCAACCUGUGUAUAUUACGACUUGAUGGAAAAUUAUCUUCAAAUCUUGCUUUUGGAAAACCUGCUGCCAUGAGUACGGUAUAUAACUCUAUCAGCACCCCAGCACGAGCCGUGGACGGAAACCACCGAACUGGCUUGUUUUUCUCCUUGUGCGCAACAUCGAAAUAUGGCGACCAGGAACCGUGGUGGAUGGUGGAUCUACGUGGGUACUUCCACAUUCAUCACAUCAUCAUCACGAACGGCGCAGACCCGUAUUUCGCAGCGCAGGGUCUACACAGCUUCACCAUUGACGUCUUUACGAAGAACCCAAUAGGCUGUGCACUCGCCACACCAGUUCAGUGCUACAACCGCACCGACCCAAUGGGGCGUGGCGAGACUGUACAGUUUCAGUGUCUCUCACCCGUGAUUGGUCGAUUCGUCCGUAUUAAGAAGUGGAGAAUGACGAACAUUCUUGACAAACUGGUACUUUGUGAAGUUCAAAUUUUCAGCACAAACGCGAUAGAUUGUGCUCCCUUAAGGUUUUUCCAUCGUAUAUUAGGGGCACGACUGAACUCGACAAACGUCAUCAUUUCUGAUGUUGAUGACGUCAUGCAUUGUGCCAGCAGAUGCGGCGACGGAGAUUGUCUGGCGUUCAACUACAACCAGAACAGUCAACAGUGUCAGCUCAUUUCAACCUCGGCGUUUAACGAUUCAAAAACGAUGACGUCAUCGUGGGAUUACUAUGGAAUGGAUUUUUGUUGAUCUGUUUAGGUCAGAUGUAAAACUUGGCGAGCGGUGGACGCGGAGAUAGGGGCAGAUUCAGUAAUUUUAUAGUUAGCUUCCCGUGGACUUCGCUACACUUGCAGGGGCGUAGCGUCAUCUGGACCUGAGGGGGGUUCGAAUAUGAACCAAGUGGACCUUUUUCAGCUGUAGCAACACGUGUUUGUAUGUACUGUGACAGUAUUUUUAUUUUUACAUGUACAGUAAGAAUUAGUAAAUUGGUUACCUGACGUCUGUCAUCUAUACUUUAACAGAGUCCAUACUUAGUCGGCAACCUUCCAGUCAGAGCAAUUAUUGUCAUGCAAUAAUAAUAUGUUACGGCCAAUCAAAGACACAAUAUAUGUUAAUUGUUGCCUCGGGUAUUGCAGACGUCUUAACGGCCAGUUUCUUUUGUGUAACGACACCACUAGAGCACAUUGAUUUAUUAACCAUCGGCUAUUGGAUGUCAAACAUUUGGUAAUUUCGACAUAUAGUCUUAGAGAAAGGAUAGCAGCUACAUUGUUCCAUUACUAGC